CUAGCGACAGAGCUGCUUACAGCGUUCUUGCCUUCCCAGCCACCCUGGCUUUUCUGUGUCGCUAUUAGUUAGCUACAGGACGCGAACGCUGCUGCAGGCUUAUCCCAGCGAGUGAAAUUGGAACUAAUGAAAACCUAGUAACAGUCGCAGGUGGUCUAGUCACAACUGUCCUGGUGGUGAGGAUGAUGAUGAUGGGAGUUGGCUACUACAGCCGAAGGUGCAGCCCACCACGCUAGUACCAGUCUCCAACCCCUGGUCCCCCUUUGAGCCCUGGUCACACCUGUCCCCACCAUGGCCAACCACCUGGAGCUUCUGAAUGAGCUGCAGCAGCUAGAUAAGGUGCCUAGCCUGGAGCGACUAAGGGCCGCCCAGAAGCGCCGCACGCAGCAGCUGAAGAGGUGGGCAGUCUAUGAGAAGGAGAUGCAGACCAAGAAGCGCAAGGCGGACAAGAAGAGGAACACCAAUCAUGCCGCAGACAUGGAGGCCAAACGACAUGUGUCGUUUGCAGCUAAUGUGGCGCUAUUAGAGGCCUCGGCACGGAACGACCCUGACGAAGUGCGCUACCUGCUGAAGAACAAUGUCAGUCCAGACUUGUGCAACGAGGACGGACUCACUGCCCUACACCAGUGCUGUAUUGAUAACUAUGAGGAGAUGGUAAAGAUCCUGUUGAAUCGUAGUGCCAGCGUAAACGCCCAGGACAAUGAACUUUGGACCCCACUACAUGCUGCUGCCACCUGUGGACAUGCAGGACUGGUCAAGGUCCUCAUACAACAUGGAGCAGACCUGUUAGCUGUGAACUCUGACGGCAACAUGCCCUAUGACCUGUGUGAAGAUGACCCUACCCUGGACAUCAUCGAGACCGCAAUGGCCAAUCGAGGCAUCACCCAGGAGAUGAUCAACGAGACCCGGGCGUCUGUAGAGAGGAGAAUGAUGGGAGAUAUCCAGGAGCUGCUGACUGAGGGAGAGGACGUCAACCGCCACGACUCACAAGGAGCUACUCUGCUCCACAUUGCAGCAGCCAACGGCUACGUCCAGGGUGCAGAGCUGCUGCUGGAGGGAGGGGCCAGGAUGGACCUGAGAGACACUGACGGAUGGCAGCCGCUCCACGCUGCAGCCUGCUGGGGCCAGAUGCACGUAGCAGAGCUGUUGGUUUCUCACGGUGCCAGCCUCAAUGCCAAGACCUACCUAGAGGAGACACCCAUUGACCUGUGUGAGGACGAGGAGUUCCGGGCCAUCCUGUUGGACCUGAAACACAAACACGAUAUCAUCAUGAAGUCUCAGCUCAAACACAAGACCUCCCUGUGUCGGAGGACAUCCAGCGCAGGCAGCCGUGGGAAAGUGGUGCGGCGGGCCAGCCUGUCUGACAGACACAACCUUCGUGUGAAGGAAUACGAGACAGAGGCCAUCGUGUGGAGAGGUGGGAGGGAAGGAGGGAGGGAGGAGCAGGAGAAAGAGAAGGAGACAGACCAGGAGAGCAGCCAUCUGAUCAAUACGACUGUUACUAUGGUGAUUCCGGUGAAGCCAGUAGCGGAGAGGCCCAAGCUCCAGAAAAUCCUUAAAGACCCUAGUGGCGUCAUCAAACAAAACGGCAUCAUCUCCACGACGACGUCUACGCCCGCUCCCAGUCAGUCGCCGGCCACCAAUGGUGAGGCUCCGUCCCCUGACACGAAGAGUAUGACGUCCAUUCAGCUGCCCGAGGACUCUUCCUCCUUGCCCAGGGAGCGUGCUCAGACACUAUCAGAACUGAAAAAGCAGAGGUCGGCCGCCAAGCUGCUCAACCACCCUCUCCUCAACGGUCACCUUGGAAACGGCUCCACAGAAACCGCCGAGCCCCAGAGCCCUGUGGACUCCCGCAUGCCGCUGGUCUCCUCCAAUGGCAGCGCAGUUUACUACACCCCGGCCAGCGGGGACCCACCCAUCCUCAAACUGAAACAGCCAAUAGAUGAUGAGGAACUAAAGGGUUCCUACAGCUGCUGCUGUGUCUCCUAGGGAGGGGUGGAGGUCACCCCAAGACACUGAUUUAAGGUCAGGUUUACUAUCUUCUCCUCCAGUGCAUUAAGGUUAGGGUUCGAGGAGGGUAAACUGAUCGUAGAUCUGUGUCAAAGGGUAACUUCUUCCCGGAUAGAGUGUACCAGAGCAGGAUGGUCAUGUGACUGAAGCAGGAAGAGAUUGCACAGCGGGACACCAAAAGGCGGAGCCAAGGUUCAAGAAUGCAAUAGGAGUGGAGCUGGUUCAGCCAGGUGAUUGGUUACCUGCCCCUACUCCCUAGUUUUCCUACCCACUGCUGUUUCAACUCCUGGCCACACCAGUAUGGAGGAUAGGAUACCCUUAGAGAAAUCGAGUAAAAGAUGAAUUGGGGAAGAGCCAAACGGUAAUAGCUCAACACUGUUGAUCUCCCUAUGGAGUGGGUGGCUGAGAUGGUCCAUAGACCAUAAGAGUAUGGAGGAUUCCCCUACCCCCCCCGGAGAACGGGCAUGCCACUGUGAUAGAUUGUGGUUGAUGUAGAGGGUAAGGAAGUGGAACGAGAUGGCCCUUAACCCCUAUGAGGAGAGAACUCUGGUGCCCUAUAAAGGGAUGGAUGGCUAGGCAGCGUGCUCUCCCCAUGUUAAGCGUAUGUGGUGUCUAACAACUUUUGACUGAAUCACUGUUUUCAAACCACAUUCUUCCUUUAUCCACUGUUUCUGAAAGUGUUUGAGGAAAAAAUACUCCCAACAUAUCAGAACACUCUCCCUGUGUUAUUACUGAAACAAAGAGGGAUACUCUUUCUUAAGACGUAUUCUUGUUCAAAUGCUGACUAAUUUCAGAAAAGGGAAGGAAUGGUUUAUACCAGGGUGGCAGGUAGCCUAGCGGUUAGCGUGUUGGACCAGUAACUGAAAGGCUGCUGGUUCGAAUCCCCGAGCCGACAAGGUGAAAAAAAAUCUGCCGGUGUGCCAUUGAGCAAGGCACUUAACCCUAAUUGCUCCUGUAAGUUGCUCUGGAUAAAAGCGUCUUCUAAAUGACUAAAAUGUAAAUAACCAAACAGUAUUACAGUCAACGAUCUAUCUGCUCCUGUGAAGGAGGAGGAUUGGAGCACUGCACUAUAGACAUUUGAAACAAUGCAGCAUUAAACUCAUCGUCCGUCCAGAUCUGAACUUGCAUCGAUAAAGGUGGUGAAAAGGUGUUUGAUAUGCCCAUGUCUUUUUGUGUAUUUGUAGGUAAUUUAAGCAAAAAUAAAUGUUUGAAAAUACAGUGCAUUAGGAAAGUAUUCAGACCCUUUGACUUUUUCAACAUUUUGUUACGUUACAGACUUAUUAUAAAAUCUAUUAAAUAAAUAAAAAAUCCUUAUCAAUCUACACACAAUACCCCAUAAUGACAAAGUGAAAACAGUUUUUUUUAAAUGUUUCCAUUGAUCAUCCUUGAGAUGUUUCUACAACUUGAUUGGAGUCCACCUGUGGUAAAUUCAAGUGGACAUGAUUUGGAAAGGCACACACCUGUCUAUAAGGUCCCACAGUUCACGUCAGAGCAAAAACCAAACCAUGAGGUCAAAGGAAUUGUCCGUAGAGCUCCGAGACAGGAUUGUGUUGAGGCACAGAUCUGGACAAGGGUAGCAAAAAAUGUCUGCAGCAUUGAAAGACCCCAAGAACACAGUGGCCUCCAUCAAUCUUAAAUGGAAGCAGUUUGGAACCACCAAGACUCUUCCUAGAGCUGUCCACUCAGCCAAACUGAGCAAUCUGGGGAGAAGGGCCUUGGUCAGAAAGGUGACCAAGAACCCAAUGGUCACUCUGACAGAGCUCCAGAGUUCUUCUCUGGAGAUGGUUGUCCUUCGGGAAGGUUAUCCCAUCUCUGCAGCACUCAACCAAUCAGGCCUUUUUGGCCACACGGAAGCCACUUCUCAGUAAAAGGCACAUGACAGCCCACUUGGAGUUUGCCAAAAGAGAUUGAACUCUUUGGCCGGAAUACCAAUCGUUAUGUCUGGAGGAAACCUGGAUGUUUUUCAGCGACAGGGACACUAGUCAGGAUCGAGGGAAAGAUGAACGGAGCAAAGUACAACGAGAUCCUUAAUGAAAACCUGCACCAGAGCGGACCUCAAACUGGGACAAAGGUUCACCUUCUAACAGGACAACGAUCCUGCGCACACAGCCAAGACAACGCUGGAGUGGCUUCGGGACAAGUCUCGAAUGUGGCCCAGACAGAGCCCGGACGUGAAUCCGAUCGUACAUCUCUGGACAGACCUGAAAAUAGCUGUGUAGUGACGCUCCCCAUCCAGCCUGACCGAGCUUGAGAGGUUCUGCAGAGAAGAAUGUGAGAAAUUCCCCAAAUACAGCUGUGCCAAGCUUGUAGCGUCAUACCCAAGAAGACUCGAGGCUGUAAUCGCUGCCGAAGGUGCUUCAACAAAGUACUGGGUGAAGGGUCUGAAUAGUUAUGUAAAUGUGAUAUUUCUGUUUUUUAUUUUUAUAAAUUAGCAAAAAAAUAAAAAUCUUAUUUUAUUUUUUUGCUUUGUCAUUAUGAGGUAUUGUGUGUAGAUUGAUGAAGGAAAAACACUAUUUAAUUUGUUUUAGAAUAAGGCUGUAAGGUAACAGAAUGUGGAGAAGGUAAAGGGGCCUGAAUAUUUUCCGAAUGCACUGUAUGUACCGUUUCCAGCUUUUUAUUUAUGAAGAAUCAUUUUAUGUAUAAAGGAUAUGGUUUGCAAAUUCCUACAGUGUAUUUAUUUUCUUUAUGUAUAUGGAGAGUGAAUGCAAUAGGAUGAGCUAUUAGUACAGUAUAUCUUCCUUUCCUGUGAAGCACUGAUCCUAGAUCUGUUUGUGAUGUCUUGCCAGCUUCAUUGCUGCCAUUGACAUGGAGUAGGCAAAACAGUACAAACAGAUCUGGAACCAGGCUAGAAGCACUGCACCUUCUAGAAUGAAAAUGUUCCUUUGGAGUUGACAAGGUUAUUGUCCAGUCAUCUGUAGCUUGUGUAUAGCCUGUUUCCAGAUCUAUCUGUGUGCUGUAUUGGCAACUCAAUCAAAUACGAAGGGCACAAACAGGUCUGAGUCUAGGCAUAUUCCACCAGGCUCAGUAAAAGUGGUUGAAAACUAAGAGACUUGGCAAGGCAAAGUAUAACACUUGCUUAUUACCAUCACAUGCAUAUUAACUCAGAAAAUGUAUGGUAUCUGACAUGAUGUAGCCCACUGUGUAUUAUUUUGUAGAAUGUGUGUCUGUAGUCCAAGUUCCAACACUGGAAGCACCUACCUACUACACAAUGAAAAGUUGGGUUGUAGGAAGUAGUUAAAGAGGCUGGUUCAUCUGUGUUAUUGUCUUUUAACCUGUGGAUACAUAAAGUAUAAAGUAGUAGUAGACAAUUGUCUGCUACCCUCAGAUUUGUAGUAGUACUGUAGUGAUACUACAGUGUAGUAGCAGUAGUAGUACCAGCUACCCUCAGCUCUGCCCCCCCCCCCCCCCCCCCCCCCUCCGAUUGUGCCCCUAUGGGUGCCAAGUAGUCUUCCAAAGGAGAGGGGGACAUGGACUGGGGACGGGGACCAGGGAAGGCGGCCCACCUGUGUCAGUGUUGUCCUCUUAUCUCCUGUACCUAGCGCCAUCCCAACUGCCCUGUCUUGCCCGUGUAUAGUGUCAAAAAUGGUCAACUUUUCUCAGAAUUGCAUAGUAAGUUGUCAAUGUUGUUAUUGUUGUGACAUUACUCCAGCCAUUCAUAUAGAGACAAAGAUAACACAAGUUAGUACCACUUUACACUAAGUUGCUCUUAUAACUAUGUAGUUACAGGUAUAGAGCCACACAGUGGGGAUGUCAUAAUACCCAUAAAAACUAGCGGUCAAACGGGGAAAUGGUUCCAAUCAUUUUUCCACCAUUCAUUUUUCCCAUAGGGAAUUUGAGAAACAUUUAAAAUAAGGGCUGUGUUUCAUGUAGGCUUACUAUUUUGAGAACUAUCUCGAACAAGGAGAAUUUUGUCAAUAUAUUAGGCUCUAUUUACUUUCAGAUUCUAAAAUGCUAAUUGGUGUCAAAGUAGACAUAAUGCAAAACUACAAAUCCCUGUACGUUAUCUCUAGCUGACAUCUUGUUUAAUAUUUUUUAUUUAUUGAAACUUUAUUUAACUAGGCAAGUCAGUUAAGAACAAAUUAUUAUUUACAAUGAUGGACUAGGAACAGUGCCUUGUUCAGGGGCAGAAUGACAGAUUUUUACCUUGUCAGCUCAGGCAUUCGAUCUUAGCAACCUUUUGGUUACUGGCCCAACGCUCUAACCACUAGGCUACCUGCCGCCCCUGCCGCUACCUUUGCUAACAGGUGUUGUGUCAUUUUAAAACUUCCAGUUUAAAUAAAUGUAGCCACUUCAUUCAUUACUAAAUUGAGCUAACAUUAGAUAGUUAAUCCAGAGAUUCUUACCUUUGUCUUGAUUCAGCAAUGUCGUUCAGAUCAUCAUGGCAUUUGUUGUUCUUUAUGAUAGCCACAUUAGCAGCUAAUUAAAAUUUUAUUUUGGAGGGGUAAAUACAGGCAAAUUAUAUUGAUAAAUUCACCUCGUCCUAGAGAGAUUUACACUUAUCAAAACGUCACGCUAAGGUAAGCCUACACAAAACACAGCCCUUAUUUUACAUUUUUCUAAAGUCCCCUAUGGGAAAAAUGAAUGGUGGGGAAAUUAUUGGAACCAAUUCCUUGUUUUGACUGUUAGGUUUUAUGGGUAUUAUGACGCCUACUGUGGUACUCUAUAAGGCAACUUAAGUGUUCAGGGCUCUAAAGUGCCAUCAAUUUGGUCGCAUAUGCAACAAAAUAUCUUGCAGUUUUAAUUUGGGAGCACCAGUGCGAGAGAAAAUAUAUAUUUCAUAUUUUUUAAUAAUAAUUGUUGUAAUGAUAAGGCUUCGCUGUACCUGUUGUUUCCCGAGCGCAGAUACAUUAGUGUCAUGCACCAUUAUUACAGCUAAAACGACUUGUUUCUAGACCCAUAUUACCGGCGCAACGUUUUUUCUUCCUGUCGAAGUUUAGGCGCAUUUUACAUUCAUAAGUGUAAAAUCAUGUCCCACGCCAUUAACCAUUUUUUUCAUGUUUAUUACCUCAUUAGCGAGCUAACAACCUGGUAACUUUACCAGUAUAUCCAAACAUUUGGUGGCACAGAAAGGAAAAGCGAUAGCUCCUUUCAUGAUCAUAGCAAUGAAUGAAUGACAGAUCUCUUGCAUGUUGUCAUCACGAACUUGACGCUCUUAAAGAGACGGUGUAUCAUUUUCAAUGUAAUGCAUCUCAAUAGGAAAAUAGUGCUUUUACAUAAUCAAAAACCUAAUAUUCCACAAAUGACUUUGUAUCAACAUUUCACCUUUUUAUAAUUAACAAAUGUAUUUACAAGGCUUCAGAAGUAGAACUAAGCAGGUAGCCUAGUGGUUAGAGCGUUGGACAAGUAACCGAAAGGUUGCAAGAUCAAAUCCCUGAGCUGACAAGGUAAAAAUCUUUUGUUCUUCCCCUGAAAAGGCAGUUAACCCACUGUUCCUAGGCCAUCAUUGAAAAUAACAGUUUGUUCUUAACUGACUUGCCUAGUUAAAUAAAGGUAAAAUAAAAAAAAUAUAUAUAUUAUUCAUAUAGGCUAUGCAAAAUCUCAAUUGGUGCUCCUACAAUUUGUUGGGCUCCUAACUUUUUAAAGUUGGGAGCACCAGUGCUAUCAAUGAAAAAUGUUAAUUUAGAGCCCUGGUUGUGUUACCAAAAAUAUGAACUAAACUCAGCAAAAAAAUAAACGUCUCUCACUGUCAACUGCGUUUAUUUUCAGCAAACUUAACAUGUGUAAAUAUUUGUAUGAACCUAACAAGAUUCAACAACUGAGACAUAAACUGAACAAAGGGGGGGUCAAAAUCAAAAGUAACAGUCAGUAUCUGGUGUGGCCACCAGCUGCAUUAAGUACUGCAGUGCAUCUCCUCCUCAUGGACUGCAUCAGAUUUGCCAGUUCUUGCUGUGAGAUGUUACCCCACUCUUCCAUCAAGGCACCUGCAAGCUCCCGGACAUUUCUGGGGGGAAUGGCCCUAGCCCUCACCCUCCGAUCCAACAGGUCACAGACGUGCUCAAUGGAAUUGAGAUCCGGGCUCUUCGCUGGCCAUGGCAGAACACUGACAUUCCUGUCUUGCAGGAAAUCAGACACAGAACGAACAGUAUGGCUGGUGGCAUUGUCAUGCUAGAGGGUCAUGUCAGGAUGAGCCUGCAGGAAGGGUACCACAUGAGGGAGGAGGAUGUCUUCCCUGUAAUGCACAGCAUUGAGAUUGCCUGCAAUGACACCAAGCUCAGUCCGAUGUUGCUGUGACUCACCGCCCCCAGACCAUGACGGACCCUCCACCUCCAAAUCGAUCCCGCUCCAGAGUACAGGCCUCGGUGUAACGCUCAUUCCUUCGACGAUAAACGCAAAUCCAACCAUCACCCCUGGUGGGACAAAACUGCGACUUGUCAGUGAAGAGCACUUUUUGCCAGUCCUGUCUGGUCCAGCGACGGUGGGUUUGUGCCCAUAGGUGACGUUGUUGCCUUACAACAGGACUACAAGCCCUCAGUCAAGCCUCUCAGCCUAUUGCGGACAGUCUAAGCACUGACGGAGGGAUUGUGCAUUCCUGUGUAACUCGGGCAGUUGUUGUUGCCAUCCUGUACCUGUCCCGAAGGUGUGAUGUUCGGAUGUACCGAUCCUGUGCAGUUCUACACGUGGUCAGCCACUGCGAGGACGAUCGGCGUCUCACAGUACGGACAUUGCAAUUUAUUGCCCUGGCCACAUCUGCAGUCCUCAUUCCUCCUUGCAGCAUGCCUAAGGCACUUUCAUGCAGAUGAGCAGGGACCCUGGGCAUCUUUCUUUUGGUGUUUUUCAGAGUCAGUAGAAAGGCCUCUUUAGUGUCCUACGUUUUCAUAACUGUGACCUUAGUUGCCUACCGUCUGUAAGCUGUUAGUGUCUUAACGACCGUUCCACAGGUCCAUGUUCAUUAAUUGUUUAAGCAUGGGAAACGGAGUUUAAACCCUUUACAAUGAAGAUCUGUGAAGUUAUUUGGAUUUUUACGAAUUAUGUUUGAAAGACAGGGUCCUGAAAAAGGGACGUUUCUUUUUUUGCUGAGUUUAUGUCAGCAUGCCAGGCAGAAGGUUGUUUUCAUCGUGUCCAUUGUAUUUACGUGUAAGUAGGAAUUCCCAGGGGUCCAAAUGUUUAAUAUCUGUAUUAUCUGACCACUAAUAUGACCCAAAUUUACAGUGACAGUUCCGUCUUUCGACUGUUUUUUUCCUAUUGUUGUGGCCAGUGCUUGUGUAUCAAACAGUCUGUCAGAUGUGCAAAAUGAAAAUGGUUGAUCAGUGUUUAUUUUAUAAAGACGUGUUGUUAAUAAGAAGAAGAAACGAUUAAAACUACUGAUUUUGUAAUUACUGGAAAAUACUGAUGGUUGUAUUAACAUUUUGAAUAAAUGGUGUACUUUGCGCA
Salvelinus fontinalis (brook trout) is the source of this 9381-nucleotide messenger RNA. RefSeq names its product protein phosphatase 1 regulatory inhibitor subunit 16B-like. NCBI's taxonomy places the organism in Eukaryota, Metazoa, Chordata, Actinopteri, Salmoniformes, Salmonidae. The transcript has 11 exons. Gene Ontology annotation, molecular function: protein binding; enzyme inhibitor activity; phosphatase regulator activity. Bases 292 to 1989 code for a protein of 565 amino acids. Gene Ontology annotation, cellular component: cytoplasm. The record is from RefSeq and is a predicted model, not a curated record. Gene Ontology annotation, biological process: regulation of sprouting angiogenesis; establishment of endothelial barrier.